Molecule: messenger RNA, 2763 nt
Organism: Linum tenue
Lineage: Eukaryota; Viridiplantae; Streptophyta; Magnoliopsida; Malpighiales; Linaceae
Source: the annotation of a GenBank genome assembly
UGGAAUCCAAAUUCCCAGGAGUUGGCGACGAAUUCAUUUCCCUAGCCUGAUUCAAUGAGGCUCACUUCCAUGAAACACUUCAAAGAAACCCUAAACCACUGCUCAACCUCCUCCUCCUCCUCUUCUUCUUCCUUCACGGCGUCGUCAUUACCGUCCGACCGACCCGAACCGACUCUGCUUCCAAGGAGGCCGCCGAAGUCCACCAUAGCGCAGCAGCUUCAGAGGCUUGGAGUUGGUGACUUCUUUCCUGGUGCCGAAUUACAACGUUCGGUGACUCAGCAGACCCAGAUCAAGCAAACCCUUCAAAGUCAAACCCAGGUUCGUAAUUCUCAAGAACCUGGAGGAGAAGAAGAAGAAGAGGAGGAAGAGGAUGGAGACGAGACGAAGUUCGCAGAUUUCGGGAGGCGUGAAUCGGGUCGAUUUCAGUUUGAUCAUACUGGGCCCUUUGAGCCUUUGGUCCUGUCUUCACCUGCAGAGUCCCCUGUUGUGCAGGUUCCUGCAUCUAUCAACUGUAGGCUGCUGGAACAUCAGAGGGAGGGUGUGAAGUUUCUCUACAAGCUCUACAAGUGCAAACAUGGAGGUGUUCUUGGUGAUGACAUGGGACUUGGCAAAACAAUUCAAACAAUUGCAUUCCUGGCAGCUGUCUUUGAAAAGGACGGAGAACCUGGUGAAUCCUCCGUUUCAAAGCAAACUUGCUCGGACCCUAAGGGCCCUGUUCUAAUCAUCUGCCCUAGUUCUGUUAUCCAAAACUGGGAGACGGAAUUCUCUAAGUGGGCGACAUUUAAUGUUGCUAUGUACCAUGGCUCGAACCGUGACUCGAUCCUCGACAAACUUCCAUCUCGUGCAGUCGAGGUAGUCAUUACCAGUUUCGAUACUUACAGAAUCCAUGGUACCAUCUUGUCAGAUAUCAAAUGGGAGGUUGUAAUUGUUGAUGAAGCACACCGCCUUAAAAAUGAGAAGUCAAAGCUGUACACAGCUUGCUUACAAAUCAAAACCCCCAGGCGUAUUGGUCUCACAGGGACCGUGAUGCAAAACAGGAUAAUGGAACUUUUCAAUCUCUUUGAUUGGGUUGCUCCCGGAUCCUUAGGAACACGGGAACACUUCCGAGAUUACUAUGAUGAACCUCUGAAGCAUGGCCAGCGGUCGACAGCUCCAGAGAGAUUUAUCCGGAUUGCUGAUGAGCGGAAAGAGCACCUUGUAGCGGUCCUUGGGAAAUAUAUGCUUAGGAGGACAAAAGAAGAGACUAUUGGCCAUCUUAUGAUGGGGAAGGAAGAUAAUGUAGUUUUCUGUGCCAUGAGCGAAUUGCAAAGACGGGUUUAUCAGAGAAUGUUGCAGCUACCAGACAUCCAAUGCCUUAUAAACAAAGACCGACCCUGUGGCUGUGGUAGUCCUCUAAAACAAGUCGAAUGUUGUAAAAGGACUGUACCAGAUGGAAUAAUCUGGCCUUACCUACACAGGGAUAAUCCUGAAGGUUGUGAUUCGUGUCCCUUCUGCCUAGUUCUUCCUUGCCUUGUCAAGCUUCAACAGAUCAGCAAUCAUUUGGAGCUGAUUAAGCCUAAUCCCAGGGACGAACCAGAGAAACAGCAAAAAGAUGCAGAGUUUGCCUCGGCAGUCUUUGGUCCUGACAUUGAGUUGGUGGGAGGGAAUGCACCGAGUGAGAGUUUCAUGGAUCUCAGCAAUGUUAAGCACUGUGGAAAGAUGCGUGCUUUGGAGAAGUUGAUGUCUUCUUGGGCUACAAGGGGUGACAAGAUUCUUCUGUUUAGCUUCUCUGUCAGGAUGCUGGACAUAUUGGAAAAGUUUCUUAUACGGAAAGGCCAUAGCUUUUCAAGACUUGAUGGUUCUACCCCAACCAACACGCGCCAAGCUCUGGUUGAUGAUUUCAACUCAAGUCCAAGUAAACAGGUGUUUCUGAUAUCUACCCGUGCCGGCGGGCUUGGGCUGAAUCUUGUGAGCGCGAACAGAGUUGUGAUAUUUGAUCCCAAUUGGAACCCAGCCCAGGAUUUGCAAGCCCAAGACAGAUCCUUCCGCUUUGGGCAGAAGCGCCACGUCGUGGUUUUCCGCUUGCUAGCGGCAGGUUCUUUCGAGGAGAUUGUGUAUUCCCGUCAGGUUUACAAGCAGCAGCUGUCCAAUAUUGCCGUCUCCGGCAAAAUGGAAAAACGUUACUUUGAAGGCGUUCAGGAUUGCAAAGCAUUUCAGGGCGAGCUGUUCGGAAUCUGCAAUCUGUUUCGUGAUCUAUCUGAUAAGCUUUUCACCAGUGAGAUCAUUGAACUGCACGCGAAACAGACCAAACAACAAGUAGACCAAAGCACCAGCACAAGGCAGGAAACAGCGGAGAUUGGGUCCCGUUUUCUUCCUGAACAGCUAGGGAUUACAAACUUAUCGAGUACCGCGACUGAUGCUCGUGGAGAUCUCGAGAGGCCUGUGCUUGAAGAACUUGGUAUCCUGUAUGCUCAUAGGAAUGAGGACAUUGUCAACUACGGACAGGGAACGACCAAAGAAACUGAAGAAGAAAAGAGGAUCUCGGAGAAGGGUAGCUUGGCGAUUUCUGUUAAUAAACGGAGAAGGAAACAAGAUGAUGCGGGUGGCAAAGAGAAUGGCUCGGAAAUCGAGGAUUGGAAGAAGAUGCAGUAUGGUCUCGUGGCUGAAUUCAUGGGCAUGGAAGUACUGGAAUUCAGCAAAUGGGUACUUUCAGCAACUCCUUCAGAAAGGAACAACUUGCUCCGGAGUUUCAAGAAAAAGAAGCUUAAGAUGCCCAAUGGCUGA